GGCACCAGCUAGUACAUACAGGAGAAAAGUCUUACUCCUGCUCAGACUGUGGGAAUUGUUUCGCCCAAUUUAAUACCUUAAAAUCUCACCAGCGUAUGCACACAGGAGAGAAGCCUUACUCCUGCUCUGACUGUGGGAAGAGUUUCUCUCAACUGGGAAGCUUACAAACACACCAGCGUAUUCAUACGGGAGAGAAGCCUUACUCCUGUUCUGACUGUGGGAAGAGCUUUAGAACAUCAGGUGCUCUGACAGUUCAUCAGAGCGUGCACACUGGAGAGAAGCCUUAUUCCUGCUCUGACUGUGGGUGCAGAUUCUCUCAACGGAGAAACUUAAAAAACCACCAACAUAUACACACAGGAGAGAAGCCUUACUCUUGCUCUGACUGUGUAAAAUGCUUCACAACAUCAUAUGAGCUAACAGUUCACCGGAGAACACACACAGGAGAGAAUCCUUACUUCUGCUCUGACUGUGGGAAGAGUUUCUCCCUAUUGGAUACCUUAAUCAAACAUGAACGUAUACAUACAGGAGAAAAGCCUUACUCCUGCUCUGACUGUGGGAAGAGUUUCUCUCAACAGAGUAACUUAAAAAGACACCAACGUUCACAUACAGGAGAAAAGCCUUACUCCUGCUCAGACUGUGAAAAGAGUUUUUCCCAAUUGGAUAAGUUAAAUAGUCACAAGCGAAUACAUACAGGAGAGAAGCCUUACUCCUGCUCUGACUGUGGGCAAAAUUUCUCUCAACACAGCAGCUUAAAGAAACACCAACGUAUACACACAGGAGAAAAGCCUUACUUCUGCUCUGACUGUGGAAAAUGCUUCACAACAUCAUCUGAGCUAACAGUUCACCAGAGAACACACACAGGAGAAAAGCCUUACUUCUGCUCUGACUGUGGGAAGAGUUUCAAAACAUCAUCUGAGGUAACAGUUCACCAGAGAACGCACACAGGAGAGAAGCCUUACUCCUGCGCUGAAUGUGGGAAGAGUUUCUCUCAACAGAGCAACUUAAAAAAACACCAAUGUUUACAUGCAGGAGAAAAGCCUCACUUCUGCUCUGACUGUGGGAAUUGUUUCACCCAAUUAUAUACCUUAACAUGUCACCAGCGUAUACAUACAGGAGAGAAGCCUUACUCCUGCUCUGACUGUGGGAAAAAUUUCUCUCAACACAGCAGCUUAAAGAAACACCAACGUAUACACACAGGAGAAAAGCCUCAUCAGUUCUCUCAGACCAGCUAAGAUUAAAGUCCAUCACUUAAUUCUCAUGUCAUAAAGUAAGUGGUAACACUGAAUUGGAUCCUAUUGUUUCUCACUGUGAGAACUGUGCAGAGGAAAGGGAGAAUUAUAGAAUGAUAGCCUCUCUUUACUAAUCAGUGUGCACCUUGUCAGUUUUGGUGUGUUUUGUUAGCUUCUACUGUAAAGAUAUUGAGAUGACCUUGGAUUUGUCCUUAGGGUGGAAUACCCUCUGCGGUUUCUCUUGUUGAAACAACGGAGUCUGAUGGUUGACUGGGUGGUACUGCUUCCCUCUGCAGUUUUCUGUGGGAAUGAGCUAGUAGACACAACAUGUAUCAGAUAGAGAUGGUGUGAGGAUCAGUUUUCACCUUUCGUUUGGGUGGAUAUAUAUUUUUUGACUACUAAGGGACUGUAAGGUAUUUAUAAUAAGGGAUAACUGGAGAAAAUCAUAUCUCUCUGAAAUGGAAAUGGAUGGCCCUCCCUUCAGUUAAAUAUAUUUUUACCCGACCCUCCCUGAACACUUGAAAAAAAACAACAAGUGACCCUCCCCUAUACCCAAAAUAAUAAUUUAAAUAUGAAGUGGAUUGCAGAGAACAUGCCUACUGUUUACCCUCACUCCUAGGACAGACCAGAGCCUUAGAUAUGCAGUUUUAGAAACUGUUCUUCGUUUUGUAAUUGUUUCAUGGCAAAGUAGCCAAAAGGUUGUGGAUUCGCAGAACACCGUGGACAAGGGUAGGGGUGAACAUACAGGUCCCUCCAAUAAUAUUGGGACCCUUGGUAAAUAUGAGCAAAACGGGCUGUGAAAAAAAUGUUUUUGCUGUUUAUCCUCUUGUUGUUUCAUUCAAAAUA
This is a messenger RNA of Salvelinus namaycush (lake trout), 2075 nucleotides long. RefSeq names its product zinc finger protein 271-like. Gene Ontology annotation, biological process: regulation of immune system process; negative regulation of transcription by RNA polymerase II; regulation of cytokine production. The record is from RefSeq and is a predicted model, not a curated record. Lineage: Eukaryota; Metazoa; Chordata; Actinopteri; Salmoniformes; Salmonidae. Bases 96 to 1232 code for a protein of 378 amino acids. Gene Ontology annotation, cellular component: nucleus. The transcript has a single exon. Gene Ontology annotation, molecular function: RNA polymerase II cis-regulatory region sequence-specific DNA binding; DNA-binding transcription activator activity, RNA polymerase II-specific.